Messenger RNA from Oncorhynchus kisutch (coho salmon), 6748 nucleotides. Its product is annotated as SLIT-ROBO Rho GTPase-activating protein 2-like. The record is from RefSeq and is a predicted model, not a curated record. NCBI's taxonomy places the organism in Eukaryota, Metazoa, Chordata, Actinopteri, Salmoniformes, Salmonidae. Gene Ontology annotation, molecular function: protein binding. Gene Ontology annotation, biological process: signal transduction.
GGGACGGAAAUGAAAUAGGAAAGCUCGUAUUUGUCAUCGAAAUCGACAUAAGAGGGGGAAGAGCAUAGAGCCAAGGAGCCAGCCCAGCCUCUGAUCGUCGUGGUGACAGCCACAUACUGAAGGACUAAACUUUUUGGGAGUCUCCUCAUCCGACCUUGCUGACUCGUUGGUUAUUGUUGGUUUGGAGGGAAUGCACAUAUCCUCCGUUUGCUCUGUAACUGGUUUUGAGGACACAUUAAGGAAAGGAUCCAAACGAAUGGGAAUGCGGCAGCGCCAAACUCUCACAAUGCGGGCAGAGUGAAGGGGCAGAACACAAUACCAUUCCACGGGCUGUGGGGGUUACUCGCUACAAUCUUUCAGUGGGGUAUUCUUCCAGACGAAAUAUCAUAGUUACUCUUUUUUUUCCUGAUUACUUAUUUAACCCAGUAUUGCGAAGUCUAGUGUUUUUGAGUAGAAGAACCAGCCAUGACGUCUCCGGCCAAAUUCCGAAAGGACAAGGAGAUCGUAGCCGAAUAUGAAACUCAAGUUAAAGAGAUCCGUGCCCAGCUGGUGGAGCAGUUCAAGUGUCUGGACCAGCAGUGUGAGCUGAGAGUGCAGCUGCUGCAGGACCUGCAGGACUUCUUCAGGAAGAAGGCGGAGGUCGAGAUGGACUACAGUCGUAACCUGGAGAAACUGUCUGAGAGGUUCCUUACGAAGACACGUAGCACCAAGGACCACCAGCUCAAGAAGGAGCAGAGUGUACUGUCUCCAGUUAACUGUUGGAACCUGUUGUUGAGUCAGGUGAAGAGGGAGAGCCGAGACCACGCUACCCUGUCUGACCUCUACCUCAAUAACAUCAUACCGCGCUUCGCCCAGGUUAGCGAGGACUCCGGGCGACUCUUCAAAAAGAGUAAGGAGGUUGGUGUCCAGCUUCAGGAGGAUCUGAUGAAGGUUCUGAACGAGCUCUACGCGGUGAUGAAGACAUACCACAUGUACAACACAGACAGUAUCAACUCUGAGAACAAACUGAAGGAUGCAGAGAAACAGGAGGAGAAGCAGAUGGGGCGUUCUGGUCGCCAGGACGACAGACAGACUCCCAGGUCACCUGACACACUGGCCAGCAUCAAGACGGAGGAGAAACAUGUCCGACGCUCCUCAGUCAAGAAGAUAGAGAAGAUGAAGGAGAAGAGGCAGGCUAAGUACACAGAGAACAAGCUGAAAGCAAUCAAGGCAAGGAAUGAAUACCUGCUGGCUCUGGAGGCUACGAACAGCUGUGUCUUCAAAUACUACAUCCACGACUUGUCUGAUAUCAUCGACUGCUGUGACCUGGGCUACCAUGCCAGUCUCCACCGUGCGUUGCGGACCUACCUGUCAGCGGAGAUGAACGUGGAGGCGUCUAAACACAGCGGUCUGGAGGGCCUGGAGGGGGCAGCAGAGAGCCUGGAGCCCAACGGGGACAAGCAGAGACUGAUGGAAACCUACAACAACGUCUUCUGUCCCCCCAUGCGCUUCGACUUCCAGUCACACAUGGGAGACACGCCCAGCCUGGCCAAGAGACGAGCCAAUCAGCAGGAGACGGAGCAGUUCUACUUCACGAAAAACUGGAAGGAGUUUCUGGAGGGGCGGAACCUGAUCACCAAACUGGAGGCCAAACAUGAGCUGAUACAGAAGACUCUGGGAGAGAGUCAGAAGACUGACUGUUGUCUUGCCAGUGACAAGAAAAACUCUGCACUACGGAAGCAGGAGGCUGGCCAGGUCAUCCCUCUGAUGGUGGAGAGCUGUAUCCGCUUCAUCAGUCGCCAUGGUCUGCACCAUGAGGGCAUCUUCAGAGUGUCUGGCUCUCAGGUGGAGGUCAACGACAUCAAGAACUCCUUUGAGAGAGGUGAGGACCCGUUGGCGGGAGAUCAGAAUGAUCACGACAUGGACUCCAUCGCUGGCGUUCUGAAGCUCUACUUCAGAGGCCUGGACCACGCCCUCUUCCCCAAGGAAGUCUUCCAUGACCUCAUAUCCUGCGUCUCAAUGGAGAACCUGCAGGAGAGGGCUGUCCACAUCAGGAAGGUUCUGCUGACUCUGCCCAGCAACACUCUCAUCGUCAUGAGAUACCUGUUCGCCUUCCUCAACCACCUGUCCCAAUUCAGUGAGGACAACAUGAUGGAUCCCUAUAACCUGGCCAUCUGUUUUGGUCCCACUCUGAUGUCAGUCCCAGAGAGCUGUGACCAGGUGUCCUGCCAGGCCCACGUUAACGAGCUCAUCAAGACCAUCAUCAUCCUCCAUGACGGGGUUUUCCCCGGACCAGGGGACCUGCAGGGGCCCGUCUACACCUGCCCAGGGGCCACCGACGAGUACUGUGAGCCACCCCUAGUGGAAGAACCUGCUCCUGACACCAUCUCUGUCAUCCACAACAGCGAUGAUGGCUUGUUGGUCGUUUCAGAAUCUGACCCAAUUGUGGCCAUUGCUCGCUUCGACUACUCUGGACGGACCAACCGGGAGCUGUCGUUUAAUAAGGGCGCGUCUCUCCUCCUUUUCCAGCGAGUCAGUGAUGACUGGUGGGAGGGCCAACACAACGGAGUGGACGGACUAGUGCCUCACCAGUACAUAGUGGUUCAGGACAUGCAGGACGGGGGCAGAGGCAGUCCUAAGACUGAGGCGGAGUUGCAGGAGGAGAGAGUGUCCACUAGGGGCAUCGCUGCCUCUCCCACUGGAGCUCAUGUAGCUGACGUCUACCUGGCCAACCUCAACAAGAUGAGGAAGAAGCCGGAGUUGGGGAGUAUCCGUAGAACCUUCCGGGUGUCUGAGGGAGGACAGGGGGGUGACGUACCCCCAACGGGGGCGACUGGUGGGGGUGUGAGGACGGCCAGUCUGCCUGUGGGAGGGGCUCUGGUGAAAGAGGGUGGGGAUAAACGACCAGUCAGCGCCCACAGUGUCCUCAACUCCUCCAUUACACGCCACUCCUCUCUCAAGACCAAGGUGGAAAGCCCUCAGUUCCGCAAAGCGACCACAGCGGGGCGCUCUAAGAGCUUCAGCAACCACAGACCUCUGGACCCUGAGGUCAUCACUCAGCUGGAGCCCACCUCACAGGAUAUCGAGGCGGCUAUGAGCUCUGCUCUGAGAGAGCUGGAGAGGCAGAGCAGUGUCCAGCACACACACACCCCCGAUGUGGUGCUGGACACUCUGGAGCAGCUGAAGGGUGUGUGUGGUGGGGGAGGAGGGGGCGCAUCAGAGCCCUCCAGUCCCCUCCACUCCCGUCUGCUGAGGGACAGCGACGGCGCAGGAUCUCCACACUCACACCCUCUCCAACGCAGCGCUUCGUCCGCUAGCGACGUCCCCUCCUCCUUCCGCCCUUCCUAUCCCAGGAGUCCCCUGCCCUCCUCUCUCGCCUCCUCAGCCCUCUCUUUCUCCACUCCCUCCUUCCGAGAGCCUCGUCCUCCAGCCACGCGGCCCAAGCCGGUGGUCUUCCCCAAGGGAGGAGGAAGCAGCAGUCCGGCUAUGGGGUCCCCAACCUCCACUGUCCCCCCUCCUCCCCCACCCCCACCCCAGCCCAACGACAAGUCCUGCCCCGCCUGAGGAGUGACAUCACACACGCUCCCCUUCCAUACACAAACCACUGCCCCAUCUCCCCUCACCCAAUGACAAGUGGGAUAGCUCUCACCUAGGAUCAGCUUACCCUCCCAAACGAAGCAUUAUGGGAGACUGACUCAAACAAGGGAUCAAAACGAACAUACAGCAUGACAAUAAAGAGACAUGGUGCUGUAUAUACUGGUGUGAGGUGUGUGUGUGAGAGGGUGUGUGUGUGCCUGUGUGAGGUGUGUGUGUGAGCGUGCCUGUGUGUGUGUGUGUUUGUGUGUGUGAGGUGUGUGAGAGCGUGCCUGUGCGAGUGUGCAUGUGUGUAUGUGUGUGAGGUGUGUGUGUGAGCGUGACUGUGUGUGUGUGUGAGGUGUGUGUGUGAGCGUGUGAGGCGUGUGUUUGUGAGCGUGCCUGUGUGAGGUGUGUGAGCGUGCCUGUGUGAGGUGUGUGUGUGAGCGUGCCUGUGUGAGGUGUGUGUGUGAGCGUGCCUGUGUGAGGCGUGCCUGUGUGUGUGUGAGCGUGCCUGUGUGAGGUGUGUGUGUGUGUGUGAGCGUGCCUGUGUGAGGUGUGUGUGAGCGUGCCUGUGUGAGGCGUGCCUGUGUGUGUGUGAGCGUGCCUGUGUGAGGUGUGUGUGUGUGAGUGUGCCUGUGUGAGGUGAGUGUGUGUGUGUGAGGUGUGUGUGUGAGUGUGCUUGUGUGAGGUGCGUGUGAGCCAUCCUGGACAGAAAGAGACAGAGAUGGACAGACAGAUGGAUGGAUGGAGAGAGCAUUGGAAUGCCUCUUUCUACGUGAAGAGAAGAGGACCAGGCUAUGUCUCUGAUCCUCCUGUGUGUAGGCAAGCUGAGUGUUGUGGUGACUCGUUCGAACAACAACGCUCACCAGUAUAGCUGCUAUACACCACACUCUUUUCUACUGUAUUCUACUAGACUCUACUAUACUAUUCAUCAGGGCUAUUCAAUUAGCACCCCUCAGGGGCCAAAGGAAUGCUGCUUUACUUUUCUAAGUGGAAGUUGUAAUGUAAUUGAUUGGCCAGAGAGCCCAAUCACCAAUGUCCCAGGUGUGUAUUGAUGGGGCCCUGCAGGACAAUAGUUAAAAGUCCUUCUCUACAUUCUGUAUUUACCCACAUAAUGCAACGCUUGUCUAGCUUUCCAACAGCACCUCCUGCUGGUGUUUAUGUGCACGACAUGGCUGUUCUCAAUAACCAACCUUUCUUUAGCAAUAAGAGUCUGACAGACUCAUCAGCUUAGCAGCAUGCCAGGCCUGCUGCUUCUCUCUCCCUUAGAUUCCCAGCAUUAAUAUACGCUCUGUUACAGAAGUGGAAUAGACACACACAUACACAUGUGUGUGACGUGUGUGUGUGUGACGUGGCAGCUAAAUGCCUUUCAGGUUCUCCUCGCAUGCUGGGGCCACAGCAGUCGCAGUGCUGACUGACUGCAUCUAUUUUCAAUACUACCAAACGCGCCUCUUACACCAGCUUCACACAAAUGAUAACUCCAAAAUCAGCAAAAAGGGUUCUUUUUACAUGUAUAGUUUAUUAACCAUGGUGAUAACUGGACAUGUGCAGAUGAGGAAUCUCAGUGAGGUGGAAGAGUUUGUUUAGAUACAAGCACAAACAAACCUCGUCAAGCGCAUUCAUAAACAUUACUUUAUGCUUAUUUUCUUCCACCUAGUUUAUCCUCAGAAUAUGUAAUACUAAACUGUGUAGCCGUCUACGUGUGUGUGUGUGUGUGUGUGUGUGUGUGUGUGUGUGUGUGUGUGUGUGUGUGUGUGUGUGUGUGUGUGUGUGUGUGUGCGUCAGUGACCCUUCACAACUCUCAGAAGUCAGCGUUAAUCACUCAUCAUUAAGGGAACCAACUAAUGCCUGCUCUUUGGAGACAUGGGACCAACAGGAUGGGACACAAAGACAGCAGAACCUGUGUCGCCAGAGCCACUCUGCUACCAGUAUCACUGAUCACUAGGCUUAAUGUUUGUGUGACUGACUAGUUCUCAGUCCCAGCCGCUAAAGUCAGAGGACAACAGGAAAAGUGUCACACCGUCUCCUCUGUCGCUUCUCUUCCAAUAGCAUUGAUGUGUGUCAUGGUAGACCGGCAUCCAAUAACUGAUUGGAUUGAUAUAAUCCAAUGAAAUAAUAUACAGGAACAGCCCUGAGGUAUGUUCUGUUGUGCUCGUCUUUAAGAGAACUUCUGCUGUGACUCCCUAACUGUCUGUUGCAUCAUGUGGUCAAUCUCCAACCGGUCCUGUCCUGUCUGUCACUGUGGUAGCAUUUUCUGAAGUCUGAACUGUGAUUCGUCAAGGGGAGGAGACAGAAUGUUUUGAUUGGUCAAGGUUAGUGGGAGGCGGCAGGAUGCUUUAGUUAUUGACAGCUUUAACACUGUCUGAGACCAGGAUAUUUAAUGUCAGGGCUUCGAGAUCCCUGAGGCUAGAAAAGCAGCAGACACCUCUCCCUAUCACCUUGCUCUCUCUGUACGUUUCUCCUCCUAGCAUUCUGCCUCUCUUCUCACAGACACACUAAUAUCCCUCUGUGUGGUUCCUUCCUUAUUGCUUCCUCCCCGCCAUGCAGGUAUAUACUUGUUUUAUUGCAUUCCCAAAUGAUCUGUAACGGGGGAUUUCAUUCUAAUUGUAAUGUUUUUUCUGUGUGUGUAUUUUACAUUGUGUUGCUCCCCUUACCUCAUCUUAGCAACUGGAGGGAUUGUGCGUGUGCGUGUGUGGGGUGGGGUGAAUAGGCAUUAACACACACGUCAUAUGAACAUACACUCAUGGGUGAUGCUUUGUGGUUGGUGUCUGUGUUAUCUUGGCUUUGUUGUAUAGGAGCUAGGAGCCUCAGUCUCCACACCAUAUUAUCAGUUGAGCUCAAAUCAAUCAUCAUGCACUUAAAAUGACAUGGUGUGCUCCAGGACUGAUUGAGUGAGGAUGAUUUUAUUAUGAUUAACUAUUGUUAAAUAUGCAUUUCUUGUCCAUUUGAAAACAAGAUCUAAAAAACGACGGUAAUGUCAAAUAUAUGUAUAGUUGCCUCUGUAUUAUGGAGAAUCCUGUGUUAAGAUGUACUUUGUAUAUACAAUGUUGUACAUUACAGAGGUACACUCUUUUUCUGGUACAAUAUUGUACAGUAAUAGCAAUAGUAGUUUAAUCAAAUAGUCCUUAUAUAAUUAUAUGUGUAGUUCUUGUAGUAUACUUUUUUUUAAAUAAACAUUGCUUGCUAUAAAGUU